Molecule: messenger RNA, 1515 nt
Organism: Candidozyma haemuli
Lineage: Eukaryota; Fungi; Ascomycota; Pichiomycetes; Serinales; Metschnikowiaceae
Exons: 1
Coding region: 1-1515 (504 amino acids)
Source: RefSeq, a predicted model, not a curated record
AUGCAAAGGCGAUUUGGGAUCCGAUCACAGGAUCCAAUUUCAAACUGCCCAUGGGAGAACCCUAACCCUUCCACCAACGACGCUUCUCCGGAAACCCAAGAGCAUUUUUUGGAAGCCGAUCAUCAACAAGUGGCAAUAGCUCUUUACUCGUCAUCGGAUUUAUCAGACAUCGCCAAUAGUCCAGAUGAAGUAACUGUGGGGCCAGAUCCAGGUAAAGCUUUGGUGCCUUAUGAGGUAAAACCAGAGACAUCCACCAAGAAACCCAGGUUCGGUUUAGGGAGCGAUCAUUGGCGUCUGAUGAGCGGGCCCUUGUUCAUCGACUCGGCUCCACGUAACGAUGGAAGUUACCGAACGGAUAGUGAAGACACAGACCUUGAGACUUCCGAUCCGUUAGGAUUGUUAAGUUGUACAACGGAUUUGCUCAACAACGCAAGUGACCGGUUACUCGGCGAAACUGCUAUUAGUCCGCCUUUGGUCCAUUGCCGUUCUGGCGCCGAGAGCCCUCUUCCACCAAGAAAACGGCCUCGUUUACAACAUCGCUUCAACAAUUUCUCCCACUUCUUUAACAAGUCCCAAGACAACAUACGAGAAACUCAGUCGAGUCCAGCGCCCCAGCUUCCAGCUGUUAACAGUAAUAGGUUUGUUAUGCAACCUAAGAGCUCGCCUGACGUCGUGCAAACAACUGUGCCAGGCGUUUCUGUCUUACUUCCUUCCAUUCAAAGUCUGUGGCAGGGACCUAGAACCCAAGGCAUACUGUAUCAACAGCCAUAUUACCAGGAUGAUUUGAAACCAAGAAUGAUUACAACGGGACUGGUGACGGAGUAUGUGAAUUACGGUGUGGCCCAAUACCCAAUUCUAGAUCGUCCCUUACAAAACAUCGCAAAGAGGCGUGAACCUCAAGGGUAUUACGAUCCAUCAACGGGUGUGUUUGUCAUGCUGCAGUUUAGGAUGAGCUUUGUCAGACUUAUAGACCAAGAUAUAUGUGUGAUUAGGAGGAUUCGAUAUGACCGUCCCUCCCUAGAUAUCCUUCAGCAGGAUACGACGGAGCACCUCUUCCAAGAGAACAUCUUCUUCAACGACAAAGAAAUCUAUGGCUAUCAGUGGCUAAGGCUAAAACUCGAUCAAGCGACAAAGGAACCGAUCCUACUGACACGCUGUGUACUUUGCCCCUACUGCAAACAACUCCGUUUCUUUAACAUACAAGACCCAUCAUUCUCGACGCAUAUGGCACUUUGCCAUGGUAUUUAUCCUGAUGGUUUCCUUGCACCCGAUCCAUUGUACGCUGGCAUUUAUACCAUGACGACAACGACAAACUAUAACAACAGAGAGGUGGUGGCAAACCAAAGUGAACAUAAAUGUGUGGUUUGUCCCGCUUGCUACCUUAUAAUCCAAAUCAACUUCUGGGGAGAAGGUAGCGAGAAGGAUGAAUUGUCCUUCUACCUUCGUCAUUUCACGGAAGCACACCAGGUUAAGAUGCCAGGAUUUGACUACUUUGACCAGCAUGUUUGGGGUUAG